AUGGAUGAGACCGGAACAGUUGUUGCCUGGAUCACUCAAAAUAUUACUAUCUCUGAACGCUUGAUCUUCUCAGAACGGGAGGCAACCUACCAGGAAAGGGUCGGGAGAAAGCAUUAUCGUAACAGAUGCACCAGCAAGCUCAGCCUCAAUAUAGGCAAUAACAUUGCUCCUUCCGACUCUGAUGGACAGCCAUUCUUUCAUCAUUUUCUCCUUUCUUGUUUAGCCCAUUCCUCAUUUGAAUUGAUGGACCAUAGGCAUAAUCACUUCGCCGCUUCAUUUGCUCUAGUUCUUUCCCUCUUCUUUUCUUUUGCUUAUCUUUCCUAUUGUGUUUUCCUUCUCCCUAGACUUCCCAAUCUUCCUAUUCUUAUUUCACUUGUGGUUCGGCGCUUUUUUGCUGCCUCGUGCUGGCACGUCUGGGGGAAACUUGCAAUGGUCGGCCUUAAUGAUAACCUCUUUCAAUCUUUUAGAAUACCUGUAUAUCCGGCUGUGGCUUUAUGUCUGAUCUGGUCUUUUGAGUAA
Messenger RNA from Protopolystoma xenopodis, 519 nucleotides. The record is from the annotation of a GenBank genome assembly. NCBI's taxonomy places the organism in Eukaryota, Metazoa, Platyhelminthes, Monogenea, Polystomatidea, Polystomatidae.